CACUUCAUAAUAACCUGUACAAUAGUUACUCAUCCCUCUCCUCCCAACUUUUUGUCUCCCUUACAUCCCUUCUGCUCCUUGUUCUGCUGAUUGCAUUGCCUCUCCUUCAUUGUCCUCCUUUCUACACCACCUUCCCUUUUGCAUUCACAUUCUUGCAUCUGCAUUGUCAACCAAUGCCGAGCAAAUUCUUCAAAAAUCCUAUACACUUGCAUACUUCUUCCUGCUCUACAGUGCAAGCAACAAUUGAUGAGCACACACUUGCAACAAUGUCCAUGUACAUCUACUCCCAUUGUGCUACCCCUUCUCUUACUUGGCCCACACUGUAUGCAUUUACAUUCCUCUGUGCCAGGCAUGACACCACAUUGAACAGGAGUAGUAGCCUAUUGCUCACACCUAUUCAAGAUGAGUUGAAUCUGUCCACAUCUUCCACUUCACCCUUGCCCUUCAAUCCAGAACGUCCCAGAGAUACACCUUUGUAGUCAUCUGUAAUGGCUCAGUUUACUGUACCUCUGAUUGUGAGACAUAGCCAGAGCAUACAAUGUGCACUUACAGACACAGCUUUGCUUGCUACUCAAAUCAGUUCAUUCAAUACUCUGGAUCUCAACCCUGGUGCACUACUCACACUUGCUACAUGCUGUCAUACAAGUCAACCUCCAAACCUGCCUCACAAGUGCAACCUUGACCUCUACAAUCUGUACAAUCUCACAAUCCACACACAACUCAACUUGCAGGGACAGAGUGGCAACCAAGGCAUAGUGACAAAGACUACCUCAAACAGCUGAGGAACACAUUUGUUCUCUAUUGU
Fomitiporia mediterranea MF3/22 is the source of this 805-nucleotide messenger RNA. RefSeq lists its product as uncharacterized. The record is from RefSeq and is a predicted model, not a curated record. The transcript is spliced from 3 exons. Lineage: Eukaryota; Fungi; Basidiomycota; Agaricomycetes; Hymenochaetales; Hymenochaetaceae. Bases 174 to 479 code for a protein of 101 amino acids.